Molecule: messenger RNA, 1179 nt
Organism: Cryptococcus wingfieldii CBS 7118
Lineage: Eukaryota; Fungi; Basidiomycota; Tremellomycetes; Tremellales; Cryptococcaceae
Exons: 4
Coding region: 1-1179 (392 amino acids)
Source: RefSeq, a predicted model, not a curated record
AUGGCAGUCCCAGGGCCUCCUCCUGACUUAGACGGUCCCAUAUCAGGUGCCGACUUCAGACGACUUGCUCGUGGCAACCCUCUUCCCGGCGAACGUCCCCAUCCUGUCGGUGGUGGUCGGCGCAUAGCAGAAGCAGCUGCCCCGCCUCCGACCCAAAACGAGGAUUUUUCCGGUCUCGAAGGUCUAUUUCCUGGUAUCAGUACGAAGACUGGUGCUUGGACACCUGGAGGAGCCAUACAGCAAGGUCUAGCGCAAGGGAAAGGCGUUCAUCAGAUACCAGGAGCGACGACGUUGCCUCCACCCGAUCAUCCACACGCUUGGGCAUCGCCGGGUCAACAAGCAAAUCCGAAUCCUAUGAGUGCCUCUCUUUGGAGAGGUUAUGAUAUGCCUGACAAGCCCGGAGGAGGUCUGAUGGACAAAUUUGGAGAAUGGUGGAAGGGGCCAGGUGGCGCGAGUGACCCAUGGACAGCUUACCCGACCAGUGCUUUACCAGGUCUACCAUCGUCUAUUCCCCCGUCUCAUCGCCCACUGCCUUCUGGUAAAGACCUCGAUGCAGAUUGGGGAUCCGGAAUGGCGUACCCGUACUCUGGUGGCAUGGGUGGACUGGGUGGUGGACUGGGUGGUGGACUGGGUGGUGGCAUGGGUGGUCUGGGAGCAUACAAGCCAGAUUUGAUGGGUCAAAUUUCAUUCGGUCAAUUGUCUAGAGAAGAACAACGAAGGCUGGUCAAAAAACACGAGAAACAGAUGAAGGAGCAAGCAAAGCUGGCCAAGACAGCCGAGAAGUUGAGGGACAAGGAAGCAAAAAGGAACAAGAAAAAACAAGCGAAGAAAGUCAAGACGGAAAAGAAGGCAGUCAAGAGAUUGGAGAAGCAGAUGAUGUCCGGCAAACACCCUUGGGGAGGUUAUCCACCGCCCAACCAUCAUCCAAUACCUCUUCCUUAUGCUGCUUCUGUUACCAGGAGGCCCGAGGCCACCAAGCCUUCACCUGCAGUGCAGCCAAACCCAAAGAAUGAGUACAAGUUCAUGUACUUCCCCACUUCGGAUUUUGGUCUCGUAAAGCCUCCAAAUUCCACUGGAUUGCCUAAAGAAGCUGAUGGCAAGGAGAAGUGGCCGGCUAUGACGAAUUUCGGUAUGGAAGACAAGCAUUACCACAUGCGAGUCAUCAACCAGCCGACGUAA